Corythoichthys intestinalis (scribbled pipefish) is the source of this 5534-nucleotide messenger RNA. It is a transcript of the gene myo1b, whose product is annotated as myosin IB. Gene Ontology annotation, molecular function: microfilament motor activity; ATP binding; actin filament binding. Bases 305 to 3808 code for a protein of 1167 amino acids. Gene Ontology annotation, cellular component: brush border; vesicle; microvillus. Lineage: Eukaryota; Metazoa; Chordata; Actinopteri; Syngnathiformes; Syngnathidae. The record is from RefSeq and is a predicted model, not a curated record. The transcript is spliced from 32 exons. Gene Ontology annotation, biological process: vesicle transport along actin filament; actin filament organization.
ACCACUACCCCCACUUCCCUCCACGCCGGAGGUGAUUAGGGGACGCUGAACUAUCCCAAAGACGCCGCUUUGGACACUCCCUGUGGCCGGAGGACGCCGCGCUCUGAAGUCCAUCAGGAGCUCUAUUGAAAAGUACCGAGAUCCCACGUUUGAGUUCGGAGAUUUCCACUUUCACGCAGCCGGGACGGGCUGAUAGACGCUCCGGUUUUGAGGAAUCAUCUUCACGGUGCUACUUUCUCCCCCAGUGGACUGGAAGAGUGUAAGCAACUUUUGAAGAGUUAAUAGUGGGAGACCAACAUCCAAAAUGGAGGUGAAAACAUCACUUCUAGACAACAUGAUUGGGGUGGGUGACAUGGUCCUCCUGGAACCCUUGACCGAAGACUCCUUCCUAGAGAACCUGAGGAAGCGCUUUGACCACAAUGAGAUAUAUACUUACAUUGGCAGUGUGGUGAUCUCCGUGAACCCCUACAGGUCACUGCCCAUCUACAGCCCCGAAAAAGUGGAAGAGUAUCGCAACAGAAACUUCUAUGAACUUAGUCCACACAUUUAUGCUUUGGCUGAUGAGGCCUACAGGUCGCUAAGAGACCAGGACAAGGACCAGUGUAUCCUCAUCACAGGGGAGAGUGGGGCAGGGAAAACCGAGGCCAGUAAGCUGGUGAUGUCAUAUGUGGCAGCGGUGUGUGGGAAGGGACAAGAGGUAAAUAAGGUCAAGGAACAGCUACUGCAGUCCAAUCCUGUGCUGGAAGCCUUCGGAAAUGCUAAGACUGUGAGGAAUGACAACUCAUCCAGAUUUGGAAAGUACAUGGACAUUGAGUUUGACUUCAAAGGAGAUCCUCUUGGUGGAGUCAUUAGCAACUAUCUGCUGGAGAAGUCCCGUGUGGUAAAACAGCCAAGAGGAGAGAGGAACUUCCACAUCUUUUAUCAGCUUUUGUCUGGCGCCUCUGAUGACACUCUCAAGAAACUGAAACUUGACCGGGACUUCAGCAAGUACAACUACUUGAGCCUUGAUUCUGCCGUGGUAAACGGGUUGGAUGACGCCACCAGCUUUAGAACAGUCAAAAAUGCAAUGCAGAUUGUGGGCUUCAUGGAAGAUGAGGUACAGUCGGUGCUGGAACUGGUGGCAGCUGUCCUAAAGCUCGGCAACAUUGAGUUCAAGCCCGAGUCGCGAUUAAACGGCACGGAUGAGAGUCGAGUCAAAGAUAAAAAUGAUUUAAAAGAGAUGUGCGAGCUGCUGGGGAUCGAACAGACUGUUCUAGAAAGGGCGUUCAGCUACCGAACGGUGGAGGCAAAAGUGGAGAAGGUGUCAACUACCUUGAACGUGGCCCAGGCCUACUAUGCCCGAGAUGCCCUUGCCAAAAAUCUCUACAGCCGUCUGUUUAGCUGGCUUGUUACUAGAAUCAAUGAAAGCAUAAAAGCACAAACCAAAACCCGCCACAAGGUCAUGGGAGUGCUGGACAUAUACGGCUUUGAGAUAUUCGAGGACAACAGCUUUGAACAGUUCAUUAUCAAUUACUGCAAUGAGAAGCUGCAGCAGAUCUUCAUUGAACUGACUCUGCGUGAGGAGCAGGAAGAGUACGUCAGAGAGGGCAUCGAGUGGACCAACAUUGAAUAUUUCAACAAUGCCAUUAUCUGUGACCUCAUUGAGAAUAACCAAAACGGCAUCAUGGCGAUGUUGGAUGAGGAGUGCCUUCGCCCCGGAACGGUGACGGACGAGACUUUUCUUGACAAACUCAACACAGUUUGUGCCGAGCACCAACACUUUGAGAGCCGUCUCAGCAAAAAUUCAAAGUUCCUCAACGACCACAGCUUGCCUCACAGCUGCUUCCGCAUCCAGCACUAUGCCGGCAAGGUGCUGUACUGUGUUGAAGGCUUUGUGGACAAGAACAACGACCUACUGUAUCGGGACUUGUCACAAGCCAUGUAUAAGGCCAGCCACAGUCUCAUCAAACUGCUGUUCCCUGAGGGCAACCCUGCCAAAGUCAACCUCAAACGACCGCCCACUGCUGGCUUCCAGUUCAAAGCAUCAGUGGGCACUUUAAUGAGGAACCUUCAGACCAAGAAUCCCAACUACAUUCGGUGCAUAAAGCCAAAUGAUAAGAAGGCAGCCCACAUUUUUACAGAAUCACUGGUUUGCCAUCAAGUUAACUACUUGGGCUUGAUGGAGAAUGUGCGUGUGCGAAGAGCCGGUUACGCUUUCCGCCAGGCAUACGAGCCUUGCCUGGAGCGCUACAAAAUGCUCUGCAAACGGACUUGGCCACAUUGGAGAGCACCCGCCAGGGAGGGAGUCGAAGUGCUUAUGGCAGAUCUUCAGGUCCCCACUGAAGAAUUCUCCUAUGGCCGCUCGAAAAUCUUCAUUAGGAAUCCUCGAACGCUAUUCUUCUUAGAAGAAAGGAGGAGGCAAUGCCUGGAAGACCUGGCUACGCUCAUUCAGAAAAUCUACCGUGGCUGGAAGUGCCGCACACAUUUCUUGUUGCUGAAAAAGAGUCAGAUCGUGAUUGCGGCGUGGUACCGUCGCUAUGCGCAACAAAAGAAAUACCAUAAGAUCAAGAGUGCCACCACUAUUGUGCAGUCGUAUACUCGUGGAUGGCAGGCUCGCAAACUGUUGAGAGAGCUGAAACAUCAGAAGAGGUGUGAGGAGGCGGCGACCACCAUUGCAGCUUACUGGCAUGGCACUCAGGCUCGAAUGGAGCUGCGACGUCUAAAACAAGAAGUGCGGAAUAAACAUGCAGUGACAGUAAUUUGGGCAUACUGGCAGGGAACCAAGGCACGAAGGGAGUUGCGUCAGCUGAAGGAAGAGGCGAGGAAUAAACGCGCCGUGUCGGUCAUUUGGGCCGGCUGGCAGGGCACCAAGGCUCGCAGGGAGCUGAGGAGACUGAAGGAAGAGGCCAGGCGUAAGCACGCCGUCGCUGUGAUUUGGGCCUGCUGGCAGGGACUAAAGGUCCGUAGGGAAUACAGAAAAUUCUUCAGGGCAAAUGCAGGGAAAAAGAUAUACAACUUCACCAUUCAGAGAAUUAUGCAGAAAUACUUCUUUGGUCUCAAGAAAACUCUCCCUUCAAUGUCACCCAUUGACAAGAACUGGCCUGCCCGGCCUUAUCGCUUCUUGGAUGGAGCCCACACAGAACUGAAGAGACUUUUCCAUCUUUGGAGGUGCAAGAAAUACAGGAGCCAGUUCACUGAGGAGAAGAAGGCCGUGUAUGAAGAGAAGCUGGAGGCAAGUGAGCUUUUCAAGGAUAAAAAGUCUCUCUACCCUAGCAGCGUGAGCCAACCCUUCAAAGGAGACUACCUGGAGAUCAGCAAGAACCCCAAGUACCAGAAACUCAAUAGUUCAGUUGAGGAAAAGGUUCUUCUGGCGGAUGUGGUCAACAAGAUUAACAGAGCCAAUGGCAAAGGCGCGACUCGCAUCCUCCUGCUGACCAAGAAGAACGUAGUACUGGCAGACCAGAAAACAGGCCAAGUCAAGGCCAGCGUCGCUCUGCCCGACCUCACCAGCGUCUCAGUCAGCACGCAGAACGAUGGCUUCUUUGCUCUUAAACUCAAAGAGGGCUCAGCAUCAGCUGUCAAAGGAGACUUCUUACUCAGCAGCGAGCACUUGAUCGAGACUAUCACUAAACUCCACCACAUCGGUUCCACUGCUUCCGACGACGGGGAGCAGCUCAAUGUCGACAUCACGGACGAGUUUCUGGUACAAUUCAAGCAGGACAAAGUCUGCGUCAAGUUCAUCCAGGGAGCCCCCAAAAACGGCAACGGCGUGUCCUGCAAGCGCAAAAACAACCGCCUGCUGGAGGUGUCGGUCCCCGCCUCAGCAUAGUGAAAAAAACUUUUUUACCCCCAGAGUGCUCAGAUUGUUCUAAUUCCAGACAGAAGUGAGCACCAUCACCUUGCAGAAUUACAGUGCAGUUAUUUAACUAUUUUUCUUGCCCGUGACUAUUACUGCAGCUUUUUUUUUUUUUUACCCCUUUUUGCGGCAAAGAAAGCCCUGAGUUGGGUUGCGAGACAGAGUAACUUGAUGAAAUGUUCCAAUGAUGUACCUUGCUAAAGGAUUGUAAUCAUUUGAUAUUUCUUUCCUUUUUGCAGCAAAGAAAAAACUUGUUUAUGGUGAGAGUCAUUAACAUUUGCAAAAAACCUUUAAGCAACAGUGCAGUCAUCUUGAUAUUUUUCUUCAUUUUAGUGAAAGUUACUAAGGCAUCACUUAUAUGUGUAACUUUUAAAGCCACUUUUUGUUGCGACGAAAGCCUUGAAUUGGGUUGCGUGCUACAGAAAUGUGGGGAAAAACUUUUAGAAGUGCAAGAAAUGUAAAAUGGCAGUACAGUUAUUUGGAUAUUUUCUGAAGUUUGGUGAAAGUUACUCAGGCAUUACUAUAUUUGUGGUAACUUGUGUGCCACUUUUUGCUGUAACAAAAGCCUUGAAUGAGUGUUGCAUGCAACAGAAACCUGAUAAAACUUGUUUGUGUAUUUAAUAGAUGCAGGGUAGCUAACUUUUUCCAGCAAAAAAGGCCUUACUUUUUAGGCCUCAUAAAUGUGCUUUCAGUGAUGUCGAAAGAUGAGAAAAUACUGGUGGUCCAACCUGAGGUUUUUUGGGGGGGUUUUUUGCAAGUGUUGGUGCUCACUCUACCUGGAUACCGACUUUAUUCUCCUUGGACGGCGAUAAGAUAAGACUGUCCAAGCUCCGACUGGCCCUGACUUGUCUGUUUUUAAGCCGCUUCGUCUUAAAACGCACGAUGACUUGUGGGAGCUGUCGGGUCAAGAACUUUAAAUACUGCACUUGCUUUUAUACUUUGGUAAAACCAAAAAAAAAAAAACUAAACAAAAAACUAGGAGGAACAGAAAAAAGAAUUUGAUUGUAAGCUGUAUUUUUCUUAAUGGUUUCUCUAAAAGGAAAAGGCACAGUGUGCUGUUUGAAUUGUGAGAUUAUUGUAAAAGUUUUUUUUUUCCUUCAACCCAUAAUUCCGACGUGCCAAUGACUUGUUGCGUGUUGCAGAUACCAUCCCCUUAGUUAUUAUAAUGCCAAAAAAAUGUUCAGAAAUGGGGACCAUAUCCGCAUGCGGACGCUGCACACGUGAUCAAUUCCUUUUUCCUAUUAUAGCCAGUGUGUGAUCCAUGCCAAGCUUUAUUUAAUCCGCGACAAAACUUAAGCGAUGGUAAACUACCGAGAAACAUGAGACGGUACCUCAGCGCUCUGAGCUCGCUCGCUUCCCAUUCCAAGAUUUUCAGUUUGAUACUUCUUCCGUGUGCAAUAUUUGCUUUGUAUUAUUCGCUUUUUUUGUCGUUGUUUUACGCAGCUAAGCAGUUGUGCGUGCCGACGGGCGCGGCCUUAAGCUGUGUGGCCUUUGCAUGGACCCAUCAAGGGUCUCGCUAUCCUCGGUUGUGAAAUUUCAACUUUUUCAACUAUUGCUUUAGCAGAUUUGUUUUUGAGAAUGAGAAUGAGAAUGCUUUAUUUUGGACAUGAGAAAAUAAAAGUAAUAAACAAACAAACAAAACAAACAAACAAACAAAAAAUACAAACCAAUUAUAAUACUUGAGAUAACAGCAGCAAUA